This is a messenger RNA of Cucurbita pepo subsp. pepo (vegetable marrow), 1855 nucleotides long. Its product is annotated as uridine 5'-monophosphate synthase. NCBI's taxonomy places the organism in Eukaryota, Viridiplantae, Streptophyta, Magnoliopsida, Cucurbitales, Cucurbitaceae. The record is from RefSeq and is a predicted model, not a curated record. Gene Ontology annotation, molecular function: orotidine-5'-phosphate decarboxylase activity; orotate phosphoribosyltransferase activity. Gene Ontology annotation, biological process: 'de novo' pyrimidine nucleobase biosynthetic process; 'de novo' UMP biosynthetic process.
GUGGCAAAAUCCCAUACAAGCCAAAAGCUGAUCCCUUCUUAUCGUCCUCAUCAAUGCUUCUCUCUGUCCGCCAUUGAUAUACAGGCGCAGAAGCUCCACGCAAUGUCACCAGCAACAGUUUCUCCGGCGAUGGAGUCCUUAGUUUUGCAACUCCACGAAAUCUCUGCUGUUAAGUUCGGCAACUUCAAGCUCAAGACCGGUAUAAACUCUCCAAUAUACAUUGAUCUUCGCGUUAUUAUUUCUUAUCCUUCGCUGCUCACUCGAAUUUCCAAAACCCUAAUUUCUUCUCUUCCUUCAUCUACCUCCUACGACCUCGUUUGCGGUGUUCCUUACACCGCUCUUCCUAUUGCGACUUGCAUCUCCGUUUUGAACAAUAUUCCGAUGGUUAUGCGCCGGAAGGAGAUUAAGGAUUAUGGCACUGCGAAAGCGAUCGAAGGUCGUUACCGAGUGGAUCAACGAUGUUUGAUUAUUGAGGAUUUGGUGACGAGCGGUGCGUCGGUUUUGGAGACUGCUGCGCCGCUGCGGGCGGCGGGGAUGAAGGUGAGUGAUGCGGUUGUGUUGCUUGAUAGAGAGCAGGGUGGGCGAGAGAAUUUGGAGGAGAAUGGGAUUAAAUUGCAUUCGAUGAUUAAGUUGAGCGAGGUGGUGAGGAUCUUGAAGGAGAAGGGGAUUGUUGGAGAAGAAAUGGAAGGGGUGGUGGGGAAAUUCUUGGUUGAGAAUCGGAAGGUUGCGGUGCCGAAAGUGGAGAAGCCUGUUAGAGCUAAGUCCAUUUCCUUUCAAGAAAGAGCGAGGUUGGCGAAGAAUCCAAUGGGAAAGAGGCUGUUCGAGGUGAUGAUCGAGAAGGAAAGCAAUUUGUGCGUAGCGGCCGAUGUUGGCACCGCCGCGGAGCUGCUCGACAUCGCUGAGAAAGUUGGGCCAGAGAUUUGCUUGCUGAAAACUCAUGUGGAUAUACUGCCAGAUUUCACCCCCGACUUCGGUUCCAAACUUCGCUCGAUUGCUAAGAAACACAACUUCUUAAUCUUUGAAGAUCGCAAGUUUGCAGACAUUGGAAAUACAGCAACAAUGCAGUAUGAAGGAGGUAUUUUUCAUAUAUUAGACUGGGCAGAUAUAGUCAAUGCCCACAUUAUUUCUGGUCCUGGAAUUGUAGAUGGAUUGAAAUUAAAGGGGUUGCCUCGAGGUAGGGGUCUUUUACUGCUGGCUGAAAUGAGCUCAGCUGGAAAUCUUGCCACAGGAGACUACACAUCCACAGCCGUUAGAAUUGCAGAAGAGCAUUCUGAUUUCGUCAUUGGCUUCAUUUCUGUUAAUCCAGCAUCCUGGCCAGGUGCGCCUGGAAAUCCUACAUUCAUUCAUGCCACCCCUGGAGUCCAAAUGGUCAAGGGUGGUGACAAUCUUGGACAGCAAUACAAUACCCCAUAUUCUGUUAUCCAUGACAGAGGAAGUGAUAUCAUAAUAGUCGGGCGCGGGAUAAUUAAGGCAGCAAAUCCUGCCGAUGCAGCUCGGGAGUAUCGUCUGCAGGGAUGGGAUGCAUAUUUAGCUAAGACCACCUAAACGUAACUUGAAUUUAGGAAAUAAUGUUGUGCGGGUUGUCUAGGACAGAGGAUGCAGCCUGGGAGUAUCAUCUGAUAACAUCUCGUGUACCCAAUGAAAGCCAGUUUUAACCUAAUUCAGUUCCAGAAUUUGUGGUUUUUCAGUUUAUGCAUUGUUAAGUGACAAUGUGUAUUCUGUACUAUCAUAUGAAACUCAACUCCACAUUAAUUCUACGAACAUGUUGCGUGUAAAUUCACACGAACUACUCGAAAGAGAACUCGUGCACGCACACUUCAAAAAAAGUUCAAGGAAUCGAACCUGUUCUUCCCAA